This is a messenger RNA of Aspergillus tanneri, 4653 nucleotides long. It is a transcript of the gene REV3L, whose product is annotated as DNA-directed DNA polymerase zeta catalytic subunit REV3. Gene Ontology annotation, biological process: double-strand break repair via homologous recombination; error-prone translesion synthesis. Gene Ontology annotation, molecular function: nucleotide binding; DNA binding; DNA-directed DNA polymerase activity. The record is from RefSeq and is a predicted model, not a curated record. Gene Ontology annotation, cellular component: zeta DNA polymerase complex; nucleus. The coding region runs from base 1 to 4653 and encodes 1550 amino acids. The transcript is spliced from 2 exons. Lineage: Eukaryota; Fungi; Ascomycota; Eurotiomycetes; Eurotiales; Aspergillaceae.
AUGGAGCCCUUUCAAGUGCGCCUCAAUUGCGUGGAUCAUUACCAGGCGGUCCCGUCAGAGUUUGACCCUCCUCUUCCUUAUAGAGAGGGAGCUGCUGUAAAGCAGUACAGGCCUAAAGUUCCUGUAAUCAGAAUAUUUGGAGUAACGGAGACUGGUCAGAAAGUAUGCGCCCAUGUGCAUGGCGCGUUUCCUUACCUUUACGUGGAGUACAGUGGUGGCUUGGAUCCCGACAAUGAUAUAUUGAAUCGACUCGAUAUUAGCCCUCGGCCGAUUCAUCAUGAUUUCAACGAGUUUCUGAACCCGAUUGUUUCGAAUGAGCGACUUGUCCCUAGCAUGGCAGGGUUGUGGCAGGAUGAAAAACACAGGAGGAAGAGAAGGCUUGGAAUUGUAGAUGCUGGUAGUAGUCCGUUUAGUCCUGAGGACUUGACUUCGCUAUCAGCUAAUCCAAGGAGCAACUCACAUGGGCCAUGGAUCCGUGAGGAUGAAUAUCGUCUAUUGGUCUCCCAGAUCGCCGACGAAGAAAAACGACAAAGAGGGGAUGGAGGCAUCACUUUCCAUAACUUUUUUGGCAAAGGAUCUUUCGAGGAUAAUAUCAAGACCACUUUGGAGAGCGUUGAGGACUUUUUCGCGGACAAAAAAGAAACUUUAGAACCGCAUGUGCAUCGAAACCAAAGUACGGGUGUAUUGGCGAGCGCUGAACAUCAUGCUCAAGACGAUGCACCGUUGCUAGCGGAGUCUGAUGAAUAUUCUUAUUGCUCAGAUGAUAGUGAAGCCGCCGACUUACUCUCUGAAGAUGAGAAUGAGCAAGAAGAAAUAGACUCCAAUAAUGAUCCUCUGGAUGACAUAGAUUUAAUCCAUCCUUUUCGAAAAUAUACGGAACAGGAGAUUUGUCUAUCCAAUGAUCCCAUACAGCAACGCCACAUUGAACCGACGAAAGCUGAACCUAGGGAUGCAUACGAUCAUAAGUCUGGUGCGCCAAAUAAAUUAAAGGAAAUUAACUCCCGAGAAAAUAUCCGUUCAGAUAUUCAGAGAGCGAAAAAUUCUCUUAAACGUUCAGGAAACGACUUUGCUCAUCUUGACAUCCCAUCUAAGAGAAUGAAGAUUGUUGAUGGUGGCUCCCCACAAGACACAUAUAGGAGGUCUCAUGAUGUACAACAACAAUAUUCAGAUACUAUCCGCGAUAUGGAUGCAAAACCUAGAAUCGGAGAGAUGGCCGAUACUGAUAUCCUGGAAGCGUUGUGUGCUACCGGGUCUUCCCAGUCGAAGAUUUCAGAUUCAAGGCUAGCCGUUCAGCCUAGAGGUGCCGGUAAAAGCAGUAGGCUCAGCUUUCCGAUUGUUAAAGAUCCAAAUGAUCCUAUAACUAUACUACGUCUCAGCGAGGAGGCUGGUUUCACGUCAAAGACAACACCUGAGAUCUCAAGCAAAACAGAUUCUACUCCAGAUAUUUCCAACAGUGCCAAUGGAUUAAAAAGCUCCCCGCUAUUGGAGAUCUCGGCUACAGAAACAAACAGUGACACCUCUAAUACUUAUAUGUCACAAAUGGGCCCCAUGAUUUAUGAGGCAUUCAAUAUACCUCUAACCAGUCGGAUUUGCUGCCUGCGGCUGCCUUGCCCUAGCGCUAGCGAGAUUUCAUCUACACUCAAUGAUUACGGCUAUCCGCCUGCUAUUUACCAAAAUGCCUUUUAUAGUGAUGUGGCUGAUAUUCCUGACCGACCUCGAGAUUAUGCCGGCAGAGAGUUUCGGUUGGGGGGAAAUAGUAUUCAUUAUCUGUCUGAUUUUGAUCCAUCAGGGCGUUCACCUGCAAUGCUGGGUGAGCAAAGUGCAACUAUACAAGAUAGAAAUGACCAGGAAGAAACUGAUCAGUACUUACGCGAACAUUCCACCAGCAAAGUAUGGGAAUUUGCUCCUGUGCCUCCAAGUCGCUCAGAGGUCAUAAAUUGGUUUGAAAACGAAAAUUCAAGAAACAAACCUCAUGCUACGGAGGCAAAACGGUUUAAGCUAAAACCGGAAGUAAAGCUAAAUGAGCUUUCACAGAUUGAGGGACCUACACAGAAGAAUGGAUGUGGUUUCAAAUAUUCACAAAAAGAAAAAUCAGCCAACGUUGAGCACCCUGCACAAUAUAUGAGCAUCAUGAGCAUAGAACUUCAUGUCAAUACUCGCAGCACGCUUGUUCCGAACCCAGAGGAAGACGAGAUUUCUUGCAUCUUCUGGUGCAUACGUUCAGAAGAUGAAGACUUUGAUGUAAACAGUCACAUUUCUGGUGCUCAUGUUGGAAUGGUUUUCCAAGGUGAAGUUGAUAGACCGGAUCUAAAAAUCUCGAAGGCUAUCAAAAUCGACGUGGAGCAUGAGGCAACAGAACUUGAUUUGAUCAAUAGAUUAGUGGACAUUGUCCGAUGGUAUGAUCCAGACAUUAUAACUGGAUAUGAGGUGCACAAUAGCUCCUGGGGAUAUGUGAUCGAAAGAGCCAGAAAGAAGUAUGAUUUCAAUAUUUGUGAUGAGCUGUCAAGAGUGAAAUCACAAGCUCACGGGAAAUUUGGGAAGGAUGCUGAUCGAUGGGGCUUCAAUCAUACCUCUUCUAUUCGAAUCACAGGGCGACAUACGAUUAAUAUAUGGCGAGCAAUGAGGAAUGAGCUGAACCUACUUCAAUACAGUAUGGAAAAUGUCGUGUUCCAUCUGCUUCACCGACGAAUUCCACAUUACUCCUUUCGCGAUCUCACAGAAUGGUAUCAGAGUGGUAAACCUCGUGACCUCGUGAAGGUUGUCAACUACUUCGCUUCUCGCGUGCAAAUGAAUAUUGAGAUUCUGGAGACCAAUGAACUGAUACCAAGAACCAGUGAGGAGGCGAGGUUAUUGGGAAUAGACUUCUACUCCGUUUACUCACGAGGGUCCCAAUUCAAAGUCGAAUCUUUGAUGUUUCGUAUUGCGAAGCCCGAGAAUUUCGUACUUGUAUCCCCGAGUAGGAAGCAGGUUGGACAACAGAAUGCUCUUGAAUGCCUUCCGUUGGUUAUGGAGCCCCUGAGCGAUUUUUACACUAGCCCACUUAUAGUUUUGGAUUUUCAGUCCCUAUACCCUAGUAUCAUGAUUGCUUACAAUUACUGCUAUUCAACCUUUCUUGGAAGGGCGCAGCAGUGGAGGGCCCGAGACAAAAUGGGAUUUAUGGACUACAAAAGGCAGCCGGGGUUGUUAGAGCUGCUUGAAGACAAGAUCAAUAUCGCACCGAAUGGUAUGAUAUAUGUGAAAGCGGAAGUCCGGAAAUCGCUUCUUGCAAAAAUGCUUGCAGAAAUACUAGAAACCCGGGUUAUGGUGAAAACUGGGAUGAAAAUGGACAAGGACGACAAAGCACUGCAACAUCUCUUGAAUAAUAGACAGCUCGCUCUCAAGCUUAUUGCUAACGUUACAUAUGGCUAUACUUCUGCCUCGUUUUCUGGAAGGAUGCCUUGCUCUGAGAUAGCAGAUAGCAUCGUGCAAUCGGGGAGAGAAACACUCGAAAAAGCUAUCGCUUUUAUUCAUUCUGUAGAGCGAUGGGGUGCUGAGGUCGUAUAUGGAGAUACAGACAGCCUUUUCGUUUAUCUCCGGGGGCGAACACGAGAUGAAGCUUUCAACAUCGGAGAAGAGAUCGCCAAGGCCGUCACAGAAAUUAACCCGCAUCCCGUGAAGCUCAAGUUCGAGAAGGUGUAUCAUCCAUGUGUGCUUCUGGCUAAGAAACGUUAUGUGGGCUUUAAAUACGAACACAGGGAUCAAAAAGAGCCCCAUUUCGACGCAAAGGGAAUCGAAACAGUCCGACGAGAUGGUACCCCCGCAGAGCAAAAGAUUGAAGAAAAGGCUCUCAAGAUCCUCUUCCGAACGGCAGACCUAAGCCAAGUCAAAAAUUAUUUCCAAAAACAGUGCAACAAGAUCCUACAAGGAAUGGUCUCGAUCCAGGACUUCUGCUUUGCCCGAGAGGUGAGACUUGGCACCUACAGCGAAAGAGGCCAACUGCCCCCUGGUGCCCUGAUCAGCACCAAGAAGAUGCUCGAGGAUCCACGUUCGGAACCUCAAUAUGGCGAACGAAUCCCCUAUGUUGUGGUGACUGGUGCCCCCGGAUCUAGACUAGUUGACCGCUGCGUACCGCCGGAAGCCCUUCUCUACGAUCCCCAGCUAGAACUCGAUGCAGAAUACUACAUCACUAAGAACCUCAUUCCUCCUUUGGAACGAAUCUUUAAUCUGGUUGGCGCUAAUGUCCGCCAAUGGUAUGAAGAAAUGCCCAAAAUCCAACGAAUCCGCCGAGUAGAAGGAUCAGCUGCCUUCACAAGGAAGGAUCUCAAGAAGACGUUGGAAUCGUACAUGAAUUCCUCGACCUGCAUUGUGUGCAGGGCGAAGCUCCAAGACACAAGCACACCCGUGUGUCCCGAGUGCAUGCAACAGCCUCAUAUCUCCUUGCUUGGUCUGGUCCGUCGACAGCGGCAAGCGGAGAAAAGGGUAUCAGACCUAUACCGUGUUUGUCGCUCCUGUAUGGGUGUUGCAUUUGAUGAUGACGUGAAAUGUGACAGCAAAGACUGUCCUGUUUUCUAUUCUAGGACCAGGCACUUGGCUAAUUGGAGACAUACCACGAGUGUUUUGGAUCCGGCUGUUAAGUUGCUGCAGAAUGAACGUGAGAGUACGUUGGAGUGGUAG